UCUGUCAACAUGAGUCCUAAGUUGGGUUUUGCUCUGUUGGCAGCUUUCCUGAUCUCUGCAGUGUUGUGUGAAGAUGCACUGCAGCCAAGGGUGGCCACAGAACUGCGAUGCCAGUGUUUGAAGACACACCCCAAGCCUUUCCAUCACAAAUAUGUCCAAGAACUGAGAGUCAUCAACAGUGGACCGCACUGCCCCAAAUCAGAAGUCAUUGUGAAGCUGGUCGGGAAGGAUGGCGUGGAUGGCAAACUGGUCUGCCUGGACCCCACAGCAAAGUGGGUGCAGAAGCUCGUGGAGCUAUUUUUGAAGAAGGCUGAGAAAAAAGAACCAUAAAAAAAUCAUUCUUCAUGGUUUCCAAGAAUGCUUCAGUGAAGAGCAAAUGAAACCUCAAGCAAAACCCCAUCGGUACUUCCUGGAUUGCCUGGGUUAGGGGUAGGGCACCAGAAGAUAGGACGCCCAUGCACAUUUGACAUCCUGCAAAAUAAGGGAAAGUUUCCUACUUUUUCAUUUAUGUUGUCUCAUGCAAUAUCUAGAACAUACAUUUUUUAUAAACCUGUGUGUCUCAGACCCAAAUUUGACUGGAAAUACUGUAUUAAAAAAAAAAAAAUCUAGUCUGGAGGCCAGAAUUCAUGAGUCCCAGGGCAACCGUGCCUUGGUUUCUUCUCUGUUUCUCUACUAGGAAAAUGAUCAACUCUGUCGUCCUCCUACCUCACAGGGAUGUUGUGAGGACUGCGGGAAGCACUUUAAGCUUUUUCAUGGUCAUGUCGAUGAUCUUCAAGUAUAACUUAUUCACCUAUUUAUUAUUUAUAUAUUUAUUAAAGCAACAAACAUUGUAAUAUUUGUGCAUGAAAUUGAGAAAGUGGGAAAGAAAAUAUUAUUGGUUAGCCCAUACAAUUAAGUUAUAGAGCAUUUGGAUUAAUUUUAGGCAUCGAGUGAUAAUAUAUGAGAGAAUUUUUCACUAUGGUAAACAUAUUUAUUAAAUAAAAUUCAAGGUGCCUUAUAGAAAAGAAUGAGUACUUCCUUAAUAUGAAGAUGUGACUGUUAUUCUAAAAUGCAAAUUUAACUAAAAGUCCUACUUCUGUUAUUGGAGAUCUUGUCACUGCCUUCCUUGUUAUGCAUAGCUGUGCUGAAUCAUCUGUUUACAGUUAGAACUUCACUAGGCAACGUAAAUAGAAUAGUUUCUCGCUGCCUAAAAUUAUUCAUUAUGUACAAGUAGAUGGUCAUGCCUUCCGUGAAAUGAUUGUGUGUUUUCAAGAUCAGACUUUAUUUAUUUUUUUAACUUCAAGGUGACUUUAAGAUAUUUUUCUUACUUUUUAA
Molecule: messenger RNA, 1314 nt
Organism: Echinops telfairi (small Madagascar hedgehog)
Lineage: Eukaryota; Metazoa; Chordata; Mammalia; Afrosoricida; Tenrecidae
Gene: CXCL8
Product: C-X-C motif chemokine ligand 8
Exons: 4
Coding region: 10-330 (106 amino acids)
Biological process (GO): cellular response to lipopolysaccharide; chemokine-mediated signaling pathway; inflammatory response
Cellular component (GO): extracellular region
Molecular function (GO): chemokine activity; CXCR chemokine receptor binding
Source: RefSeq, a predicted model, not a curated record